Messenger RNA from Suillus clintonianus, 3429 nucleotides. RefSeq lists its product as uncharacterized. Gene Ontology annotation, molecular function: protein kinase activity; ATP binding. NCBI's taxonomy places the organism in Eukaryota, Fungi, Basidiomycota, Agaricomycetes, Boletales, Suillaceae. Bases 160 to 3198 code for a protein of 1012 amino acids. The transcript is spliced from 9 exons. Gene Ontology annotation, biological process: protein phosphorylation. The record is from RefSeq and is a predicted model, not a curated record.
GACGACGACGGCUGAACGACCGAAAGGUCUUUUAACGAUUCUCAUUCGGACUUGCACCUCAAUUUCUUCAACAAACUGGAUCUUCAUACUUCUCAACGACCUCCUCUAACGGGUUGGUGACAACAGAUCCAAUAGACUCUGGCUAUUGUUACCGUGGCUAUGGUUCAACGCCGUUCACCACAUAGAGUAUCGUUUCCUCCAAACAGCAAUAAUCUGGCGCGUAGACAGUACUCGCUCCGCCACACUUCCGCUGCAAAACGCGCUCUUGCUUUCGUGAAUAGAUUCCAGCGUUCCACAGUCAAUUCCCACGCGGUGGGCGCGUCUCCACCAUCAUCUUCAGAUACUACCGUUGAUUCGCGUCCCAUACUGGCUACCGUGCAGCCCAAUCUGCGACGGCUGCCAUCUCGUCAGUAUCUUUUGAUGAAAAACAGCAUCCGAGAUGUGAGCCAAAAUCUUGACGUUCCUAUUGGUUCGAAAAGGAAACGCGUCGCGUCGGUUAAUGAAAACAUUACUGGCGGUCGAUCCGCGCGUGGGGCUCCGAAACUGAAGAAGCUUAAAGCUUCACCAAUCCGAGACUCGUCCAGCGAAGAAGAGCUUAGUGAUAUGGAAGUUGAUGUUCCUGGUCGAUGGGCCGUGUCCGAUGCUUCUGAGAUUGACUGCGAUGAAGAAGCGUCCGACGAGUUUCUCAUAAAUGAAGCAUCCUUGGGCCAGCUCAAACGUCGUCGAAAAGAUGAACUCCUUCAGUUGUACACUGCAGCGGGUCUAUCAGAUGAUGCACACAACCUUACGAAGCUGGAGCUUGCAGAAGCAAUUAUUGCAGCGCGAGACGAUAUUGUAUCAUUGCCUCCCUCGUCUCCUCCCGGGCGGGAUGCGAGUGACUGUUCCUCGGAUGAAGGAAACGCUGCAGGUGGCGAGGAAACUGACAUUGGAUCCAGAUAUCGAGUUCCUCCGGGUCUGCGGCGCCGCGCUACAGUUCAUUUAGCUACAAAUCAGGCGAAUUCACGUUUCUUAACAACUCGCAGCUUAUCUCUUGGCCAUAUCAACACCAGUCACUCAUUCCCAGACGAGCUACACGUUGCCCCUAAGACCAAUGGUGCUGCCGCCCCGACACGACGGACAACUAGGUCCACAUCCAGCCGAUCUUCACCCACACCAAGUUCCUCCAACCAGCUUCCUUCCCCUCCUGCUACGAGAUUGCGUUCUCGUAAGGUAUCCGCCGAGGUUGUCGUUCCUCGCGGCUCCACCAGGAGUAAGGGCAAGGGCAAACAAGUUGAAUUUAGUGAAGACGUCAAGAUCGGUGAAUCUGCUGCAUUGGGCGAGGAGAGUGAGCUUACCGAUCUCACUGAGCUGGAGGACAAGAUUGUAUCGAGCUCACCCAGUCCUCGUCGGCUACGAAGUUGGGAGAAACGUAGCGAAUUUGGCGAGGAUCAGGACUCUGACACGCCGAAGCAACAACGGGGAAGGACUAGACGGCAGACUUCGAAAGGGAAUGAGGUAGAAAAUUGUCUCGAGGACGAGGAAGAGGUCGAUGAACUUAUUUCAUCUCCAUCUCCUACUCCCCCGCCCACGCGAGGCCGAGGAACGCCCGCGAAGAGACGUCUUCGCCCUCGCAGAAUACAAACACAUACUCCCCCAAGUGAUGGAGGGGACGGUGACGAUGAAGAGGAAGCUGACGAGGAAAAAGUAGAAGAGGGCGUGGAGGCGAACGAGGAAGGGUCAAGCAUGGAUGAUGAGGAAUCAGAUCAGUCGGAAGAUAGCCGAGAUGCCGACGGAGAUGAUGACGUGUAUGUGGAGGAAAGUACGUCCCCUCCGCCAACAACUCCACGGAAGCUACGCAAUGGGAAGGUGGUUGGGGAAGAAUGUCAAGAAGAAGCGCCUGGCGAAGAGGAGGAGCAAGAUGGUGACGAGUCGAUCGAUCUGGAAGCCGAGGAUAUUGACAUUGACGCUGAAGGGGAGGAUGAAGAGGCCGAGGAGCUUGAUGAAGAUGGCGAUGACUUCGAUCUCGCUGUGGCCACCAAGAAGACCCUUCUCCGUAUGCGUCGUGAUAACCUUGUCCGGAUGUGCGAGACCCGGGAUCUGGAUGUUGCUGGUACGAAGCCCCAGCUCGCGAGGUCACUCCUUCAGUGGCGAGAUAAACGAACGAGCGAGUUUUCCUCACCCUCUUCCACUGGCACUAUUCGUCCACCAUCAACCGUUCACCACCGUGCUAACGGCCGGCGAAAGACCAAGAGCCGCAGCCAAAGUAACACCCCUCCGGUCCUCAUGCGCUCCCACAGAGUACAUCAAGACGAACCACGCACUCCUCCUAUGUCAGGCGAGAAUACCACUCAGCCAGAGCCAGAGCUAGAAUUGGAUCUCGAGAGCCUGGGUUUAGAAGAUCGAGAGAUUCCGCCCGACAAGCUCACGAAACUUGAGAAAAUUGGAAGUGGGGGCUUUAAGGAUGUUUUCAUCGGCAAGUUCAAGGGCAGACGGGUCGCCAUCGCAGAAUUCCGAGAUCAGCUCAAUUCAAUGGACAUCAAAGAACUCAAACUUCUCGGUGGCUUUGAUCAUCCGAAUAUAGUUCGCUUCCUCGGUGUCAGCAUACCGGAGAACACGCGCGAGACACCCGUCAUGAUUGUCAGCGAGCUUUGCUCAAAUGGCGACUUAUUCGACUACAUUCGCAAUGUUCCUGCACCGUCCCUGAAAAAAGUUUUGAACAUCAUGUUGGAUAUUGCGCGUGGCAUGGAAUACCUUCAUAUGCGCAAGCCUUCAGUCAUCCACAGAGAUUGUAAAUCGUCCAACAUCCUCAUUACUUCUCGUGGCACGGCGAAGAUUGCAGACUUUGGCUUGGCUAAAGUGAAACAGUCCACGCGGUCCAUGGUUCGUAGCCUGGUUGGCACUGUUAACUGGCAAGCGCCCGAGCUUUGGCAUGCGCACCCCAAAUACAACCACAAAGUUGAUGUUUUUUCUUGCGCCAUGGUGUAUUGGGAAAUGUUCCAAUGGCACAUACCAAACAAGAAGUUCCCUUGGGAGGGAAUGAACGAACAUGCUAUUUAUGAUAUUGUUGGGGCAAAACGCCAAAGACCGUCCAUUACAGGCCUACGAAAACAAUGGUGUCCGGAAAUUAUCGACCUCCUCGAGCGGAUGUGGGCUCAUGAUCCUAACGAUCGCCCAACUAUGUCUGAAGUCGUCAAAGAGUUGGAACAUAUCGCCGCCUGAGGAACUCGCGCACUCUCAAGCGGACUCGAAUCUUUAUUCAAUUAUUUUCAGUCUCAAACUUGAUUUUGUUGCCAACGGAAGUCCUUGGUGUGCAUCGGGGAUCAUUGUUUAUUUUGUGUCAUUGGUUGUCUACACUAUCAUCUUCGUCAUUAUCAUUUGCCCGCAACUUAUAUCCCGCAUUGUACCCCUACCGUAGCAAUCCAAACCCUUGCUUGAAAUGUAACCAGGAGC